Rubroshorea leprosula is the source of this 2417-nucleotide messenger RNA. NCBI's taxonomy places the organism in Eukaryota, Viridiplantae, Streptophyta, Magnoliopsida, Malvales, Dipterocarpaceae. The record is from the annotation of a GenBank genome assembly.
AUGUCACCUCUCAUCUUCCAUACAAUAUUGAAACCAUCAUUAUGAGGGAAACUUUCCGUGCUAUGCUUGUUCUAGUUGCUGUAUUAUUCUUUGGAGCUGCAGAGUUUUGUUCCGGUCGGAACACAAGCUUUAGCUGUAUAGAAAGGGAGAGAGAAGCCCUCUUGAAGUUCAAACUUUGCUUCCGCGAUCCAUUGCAUAUGUUGUCUUCUUGGAAAGGCAAUGAUUGUUGUGAAUGGAGAGGAGUAGGCUGUGACAAAAAUAGUGGAUAUGUUGUCUCACUUCAACUCAGGGGAUUAGUGUCUGAUCAACAACCUCAAUUGUAUUUGAUUGACGAUGUAGAGGAGGUUGUUUCAAGUUUGCUCAAGCUAAGAUACUUGCAACACCUAGACUUGAGUAACAAUAAUUUCAAUGGUAAUCUUAUUCCACACUCCUUUGGCUUGAUAAAGCGACUGAGGUACCUAAAUCUCUCUCAUCUGCAAUUCAAAGGAAGAAUUCCUGGUGAACUUGGAAAUCUUACAAGGCUUCGUGUUCUUGAUCUUUCUCGUAAUUAUGGGGGAUUGAAGGUUGAUAAUGACAUUCAAUGGAUUUCUCGUCUCUCCUCUUUGCAACAACUUGAUAUGAGUGGAGUAGAUCUAAGCCAUGCCUCAUUAAACUUGUUCCAGCACUUAGAUCUUUCAGAUAGCAUCGGGCAACUUUCUAAGUUAGAAAGCAUAAAUCUUUCUGGCAAUCAAUUAAGUGGGAGUAUUCCAGAUAGCAUCGGACAACUUUCUAAAUUAGAGAGCAUAUAUCUCUCUGUCAAUCAAUUGAGUGGGAGUAUUCCAAAUAGUAUCGGGCAACUUUCUAAGUUAGAAAGCAUAAAUCUUGUUCUCAAUCAAUUGAGUGGGAGUAUUCCAGAGAGCAUUGGGCAACUUUCUAAGUUAGAAAGCAUAGAUUGUUUUGGCAAUCAAUUGAACGGGAGUAUUCCAGAUAGCAUCGGGCAACUUUCUAAGUUAGAGAGCAUAGAUCUUGUUGGCAAUCAAUUGAGUGGGAGUAUUCCAGAUAGCAUCGGGCAACUUUCUGAGUUAGAGAGCAUAGAUCUUUCUGGCAAUCAAUUGAGUGGGAGUAUUCCAGAUAGCAUCGGGCAACUUUCUGAGUUAGAGAGCAUAGAUCUUUCUGGCAAUCAAUUGAGUGGGAGUAUUCCAGAUAGCAUUGGGCAACUUUCUGAGUUAAAGAGCAUAGAUUUUUCUGGCAAUCAAUUGAGUGGGAGUAUUCCAUAUAGCAUCGGACAACUUUCUGAGUUAGAGAGCAUAGAUCUUUCUGGCAAUCAAUUGAGUGGGAGUAUUCCAGAUAGCAUCAGGCAACUUUCUAAGUUAGAGAGCAUAGAUCUUUCUAGCAAUCAACUUAGAACAGGAUUUCCUGAUUGGCUUCAAUUACAAAAGACAAUACUCAAGGUUGAUCUCUCUAAUGCUAGCAUCUCAGGUCCUCUUCCAGAAAACAUAGGUCAUAUGAUGCCAAUGUUGCAGCAAUUGUAUCUUGCAAAUAACCUCAUGAAUGAUCUUGCAGAUAAUAAUCUGAUAGGAAGGAUUCCUCAUUGUUUUGGAAAGUUUCCAAUUAUGGUGAAUGCAACACAAUUGAGCCAUGAACGAUAUUGGGAUCAGGAACUUUUGAUGGAGCGUUUCAAAGCGACAGACCUUGGGAAUUGGGAUCAGGCACCUUUGAAGGAGGUUGUGAAAGGGAGAUACCUUGAGUAUAGACAAAUAACUCUGAAACUUGAGAUUAUUAUAGAUCUUUCGAGAAAGAUUCCUGAUAAAAUUGGACAAAUGGAGAAUUUGGAAUCUCUAGAUUUCUCAAAGAAUGACCUCUCAGGAAUGAUCCCGAAUAGCAUGUCAAGUUUAACCAAGUUAAGCCACCUCAACUUGUCUUACAACAACUUGUCAGGGCCAAUUCCAACAGGCUAUCAACUCCAAACACUUGAAGAUCCAACCAUAUAUGCCAGCAAUCCUCAACUUUGUGGAGCUCCACUCCUAAAGAAAUGCUCAAAUGAUGCACUGCCUCCGACAAACACCAACUUCAAGGACAAUGAUGAAGGUGCACUUACAAGAAUGUGGUUUUACAUUGUCGUGAUGUUAGGCUUUGCAACUGGAUUCUGGGGAGUCGUGGGAACUUUGAUUUUUGUGAAAAGUUGGAGAUAUGCUUAUUUUCAAUGGGUGCAUGAUGUCCAACAUUGGAUACUUGUGGUUAUAACAUUGAAGGUGGCACGAUUCAAGAAGAUAUUCAAUGACAACCAAGAUGGUCAAUGAGUUAUAUAUGGAGUAUGUUGUUGUUGCUACAUUUAUUGUUUAGUUGGACAACCUCGUGUUGCAAUGUAUGGUGUUGGGUCCAACUUUGAAUGACUCAAUGUUGAAUAGGCCAACUUUAAAUGAACACAUAAGUAUUAA